Molecule: messenger RNA, 3286 nt
Organism: Cydia fagiglandana
Lineage: Eukaryota; Metazoa; Arthropoda; Insecta; Lepidoptera; Tortricidae
Gene: ss
Product: aryl hydrocarbon receptor
Exons: 9
Coding region: 365-1972 (535 amino acids)
Biological process (GO): regulation of transcription by RNA polymerase II; xenobiotic metabolic process; response to xenobiotic stimulus
Cellular component (GO): nucleus; aryl hydrocarbon receptor complex
Molecular function (GO): nuclear receptor activity; transcription cis-regulatory region binding
Source: RefSeq, a predicted model, not a curated record
CAAACUGUGCCCAGCCGUCAAGAUAGCCGCGGACUCUAAGCUGUUGUGCGGCUGGGGCGGCUACGCGUUGGAGGGAUGCGUGGACACGCUGCUCCGGCCGCCACAGCCGCAGGCCAGCCAGCUGGGGACGGUGUAUGCGACGAAGAGGAGGCGGCGGAAUGGGAAGAGCAUCAAGCCCCCUUCAAAAGAUGGCGUGACGAAGAGUAACCCCUCGAAGCGACACCGCGAGCGCCUAAACGCGGAGCUGGACACGCUGGCCUCGCUGCUGCCUUUCGAGCAGAACAUCCUCAGCAAGCUGGAUCGCCUCUCCAUUCUGCGGCUGUCUGUCAGCUACCUAAGGACUAAAAGUUAUUUUCAAGUUGUGAUGCACAAAGACAAGGAGGAGCUGCACGGGCACAGGCGCGAGCACUCCGCCUACGACCAUGUCAUGCCCGACGGAGAAAUGUUCCUGCAGGCGCUGAACGGCUUCCUGAUGAUCCUCACAUGCGAAGGCGAGGUGUUCUUCGCGACCCACAGCAUAGAGAGCUACCUCGGCUUCCACCAGUCAGACAUAGUACACCAGUCGGUGUACGAGCUAGUCCACUCUGAGGACCGCGAAGAGCUGCAGCGGCAGCUGCUGUGGAACUCUUUCCUACCUCCUGAAGUCAGCAAUCUGACGCUCCAAGAUGUUUUGAGGCCUGAGAGAGCGCAUCUUCUGGAGAGAAGCUUUACUGUACGGUUUAGGUGCCUUCUAGACAAUACUUCCGGGUUCUUGAGGCUAGACAUCCGGGGCCGAGUCAAGAUCCUACACGGGCAGAAUAAAAAGACGGAAGAACCACCGCUAGCGUUGUUUGCAAUAUGUGCCCCUUUUGGACCACCAAGCUUACUGGAAAUUCCUCAGAAGGAGGUCAUGUUCAAGAGCAAGCACAAACUAGAUCUUUCACUCGUGUCUAUGGAUCAAAGGGGUAAGAUGCUUCUAGGGUACACGGACGCAGAACUGGGGAAUAUGGGGGGUUACGACUUAGUACAUUACGAUGAUCUAGCCUAUGUGGCCAGCGCUCAUCAAGAAUUAUUAAAAACAGGUGCUUCCGGCAUGAUCGCGUACCGCUUCCAGACCAAAGAAGGGCAGUGGCAGUGGCUGCAGACCUCAUCGCGGCUGGUUUACAAAAACUCCAAGCCCGACUUCGUUAUUAGCACACAUAGGCCGUUAAUGGAGGAAGAAGGCCGCGACCUCCUCGGCAAGCGGACCAUGGACUUCAAAGUCAGCUACCUGGACACGGGACUCACAAGUCUGUACUUUUCGGAAACGGAACAGCUUUCAGGCUGCGAGUCUACCGUCACCACCCCGCCCCGAAACGCGCGCCGCUACAAAACACAACUUCGAGACUUCCUUUCCACCUGUCGGAAUAAAAGACGGGUGCCUUCCACCCCUGCUCCGCCUCCUGUAGACUAUCUAGCCGCUGAUGCUGUCGCAGCAGCGUAUACUAACCUAAACGGUGCCUACACCGCACCGUACGGAGAAUACCCUCCAGCUCCUGCCUUACAUUAUGCCCCGCCGCCUUUGGAUGAUAGGUUCCUCACGGCCGAUAAUAUCUUCCAUCAAUAUAAACCACUAUCGUACCAUUACACUCCUUACACGCCCAAUGGCUUCCUAGAACCGGCGCCGCCACCCGGAUAUGACGUGGCGCCGACGUACCAUAGGCCCCCUUCUAGAGAAUACACAUACGUGGAUGCUAGUGGAAGGUACAUGAGUCCUGUAACGGGGCAAGAAAGGAGAUCACCUAGUAUUGUGCCUGGACCGAGUCCCGGUGGGUCCAGCGGGUCUGCGGAACAUGAACGAAUGCAGCAAACGCAGCCAGCAGAGGUGCCCAGACAGACUGUCCUCAUGUGGGGCGCUGGCGGGACGGCUCAAGAAGUACCCGUGGAGUACUCCCCUCCCCAGGUUUGGCGCUACCACCCAUCACAUUACCACACCGCUGAAGCGACACAAUGAUUUUUAGUAGCCUUUUUUGCGUGCAAUUGUUUUGUUUUAAGUAGAUUAUGGGGUUUGAUGAAACUGUCGACGACGACCUACGAUUAUAAGAAACGAUCUUAUAUGUAACGCCAGGAUAUAUUAACAUUUGUGAAUUCAGUGUUCUUAUUCACUAAUAAAAUUAAGAUAACUGGUAAAAUAGGUACCUACAAGGUUUAUUCCUAUAAAUAUAAAGCUCUGUUUGGAAAUUGAAACUGAAAUAAAUGAGCAGCAAUCGUUUGUACCAUCAUCAAAGUUUAGCAAUCAUACUCGUAAAUUCAUUUUAGGAUAAAGGUAAUUUUGACGACAGUUCCAUCAAAUUCGUGUCUUCAAAGUUUUGUCGCGUGACUUCGUUAAUGAAAUAACUAGAUUGUUUAUUUAUAUUAUUUUACUUUUAACAAUAUUAGUUACUAUAAUUACGAAACUUCCUUAUCACGCGUCAAAACAACUUGUUACCAGGAGUUUAUUUCCUUAAGUCUUAUACCUCGCUCAGUCCAGUCUUAGUUUCUUUACUAAGCCUUAGUCCAAAAAUCGUAAGACCAUGUUUCUUACGUUUUUUCGACUUGCUGUAUUUUUUGUAAUGGAUAUCCUAGACAUAUUUUGACAUCGACAACAAACAAAAAACAUUGCCUACUCAUGUGCGUGUUCCUUUUCAAUUUUCCUAUAGCUUAUAACUAAUUGAAUAUUAAAACCAUGGACCGUUCAUUUUUACUGGACGUUACGUCUAGUACUAAAAGUUAUAAAUAGUAUUAUAGCGUUGAUUGACAUCAGUCAUUACAAUUAUUUUGCAUAUCUAUUUUCUACGGAAUGAUUAUCUUUGAAUUGUUGUUUAACACCCGGGGUCUUCGAUUUAAAACAAUUUAAGUGAAGAAUGGUCCAUACGUAUAUGUAAGUAGAUUUUUUUAUGUCUAGAUUUGUCUAGAGGUAUCCAAAGACAUGCCCUUUACACUGAUUAUAGGCUAUGUCAGAAACAGGGUCCUUCCAUUUUCUUCAAUGUAGAUAAAUUUCUUGUAAAAAUUCAAAUAUUCUUCUAUGCGAGAAUUAUGAAAUUCAAGUAGUCCAUUCUGUAGUUAGGUUAUAAUUUUAUAUCAUGCAAUGAGAGUUUUAGUAAUUAAUUGUACAUAUUUAUUUUAAAUAGUAAUUAAAUGCUUGGGCUUUGUAUUGAAAUAUAGCUUAGCUCGCGAUAAAUAAAAAUUGAGCAUUUUUAAAAUGUAUGGUAGGUAACGAUUGAAAGGAUUAGCUGCUUUCAAAAUGUCUGCCGAUGUUUGGCAUGGCAUACGCUAGAUGGCAGCAUGG